Paraphaeosphaeria sporulosa is the source of this 2700-nucleotide messenger RNA. Its product is annotated as TFIIH basal transcription factor complex helicase-like protein subunit. Gene Ontology annotation, biological process: transcription by RNA polymerase II; nucleotide-excision repair; positive regulation of mitotic recombination. Gene Ontology annotation, molecular function: DNA helicase activity; ATP binding; hydrolase activity, acting on acid anhydrides, in phosphorus-containing anhydrides. The record is from RefSeq and is a predicted model, not a curated record. Gene Ontology annotation, cellular component: nucleus. Bases 72 to 2450 code for a protein of 792 amino acids. The transcript has 2 exons. Lineage: Eukaryota; Fungi; Ascomycota; Dothideomycetes; Pleosporales; Didymosphaeriaceae.
CUUUCUUUCAACGUGGACGAGCACCGCUCCAUCACCACGACAGGUUCUCGCGCAGGCGGGCCAUCGCCAAUAUGAAGUUCUUCAUUGAUGAGCUUCCCGUGCUCUUCCCGUAUCCGCGGGUCUAUCCAGAGCAGUAUGCAUACAUGUGUGACCUCAAGCGCACGCUGGACGCUGGCGGCCACUGCGUCCUCGAGAUGCCUUCAGGCACAGGUAAAACUGUGUCGCUGCUCUCUCUCAUUGUAGCCUACCAGCAGUUUCAUCCUGAAAACCGGAAACUGAUAUACUGCUCGCGUACCAUGUCCGAAAUUGAAAAGGCCUUGGCAGAGCUGAAGGCACUAAUGAAGUACCGCACACAGGAGCUGGGCUACGAAGAAGAGUUCAGAGGCCUAGGGCUCACGAGUCGAAAAAACUUGUGCCUCCACCCGUCUGUAAAACGCGAGAAGAGCGGCUCUGUUGUCGAUGCGCGAUGCCGAAGCUUGACUGCCGGCUUCGUCAAAGAGAAGAAAGAGCGGGGUGAGGAUGUCGAGCUAUGUGUUUAUCACGACAAUCUCGAUCUAUUAGAACCUCACAAUCUCAUACCGCCUGGGGUCUGGACUUUUGACGGCUUGCUCAAAUACGGCGAGCAGCAAAAGCAAUGCCCCUACUUCACCUCACGGCGAAUGAUGUCCUACUGCAAUGUCAUUAUCUAUUCCUAUCACUAUCUGCUCGACCCCAAGAUUGCAGAGCGCGUGUCGAAAGAACUGUCCAAGGACUGUAUAGUGGUUUUUGACGAAGCCCACAACAUCGACAACGUGUGCAUAGAAUCUCUCAGCAUCGAUCUGACCGAGGAGUCUCUGCGAAAAGCUACUCGUGGUGUCGAUAACCUGGAUCGAAAGAUCAAGCAAAUGAAGGAGUCAGACUCUGAGAAGCUACAAAAUGAAUACGCGAAGCUCGUAGAAGGCCUGCGAGCAGCCGACGAAGCACGAGACGAGAAUGCAUUCAUGGCAAACCCAGCACUACCUGACGAUCUUCUGAAAGAAGCCGUUCCCGGGAACAUAAGGCGAGCGGAACACUUUGUGGCCUUCCUGAAGCGUUUCGUGGAGUACUUGAAAACUCGAAUGAAGGUCUUACACGUCAUAUCAGAGACGCCACCCUCCUUCCUUAGCCAUCUCCGCGACCUGACCUUCAUCGAACGCAAACCCCUUCGCUUCUGCGCCGAACGCCUCACAUCUCUAGUCCGCACGCUCGAACUUACAAACAUCGAAGACUACCAGCCACUACAGGAAGUCGCCACAUUUGCUACCCUUGUCGCUACCUAUGAAACCGGCUUCUUGCUCAUCCUCGAACCCUUUGAAUCUGCCAAGGCAACUGUGGCCAACCCGGUCCUGCACUUUACCUGCCUUGAUGCAGCUAUCGCCAUCAAGCCCGUUUUUGAGCGCUUCUCUUCUGUCAUUGUCACCUCCGGUACCUUGUCGCCGCUAGACAUGUAUCCGCGCAUGCUGAACUUCAACACUGUUGUUCAAGAGUCCUUCACCAUGACCCUAUCUCGAAAAACGUUCCUGCCUAUGAUCGUCGACCGUGGCAGCGACCAAGUCCCAAUAUCUUCAUCUUUCGAACAGCGUUCCGAAAUGACCGUCAUGCGUAACUUUGGCAGCUUGUUGCUUGAAUUCUGCAAGUUAACGCCCGACGGUGUUGUCGUCUUCUUCCCCUCUUAUCUAUAUAUGGAAAGCAUCAUCAGUUCGUGGCAGGGCAUGGGUGUCCUCGACGAUGUUUGGAAGUACAAGCUUAUCCUCGUCGAAACCCCUGAUGCGCAAGAAACAUCCCUGGCACUCGAGACCUUCCGCACGGCAUGCAAUAACGGCCGUGGCGCUGUCCUACUCUGUGUCGCGCGUGGAAAGGUGUCGGAAGGCAUCGAUUUCGACCAUCACUACGGACGCACUGUCAUCAACAUAGGCGUUCCCUAUCAAUACACUGAAUCACGUAUCCUCAAAGCAAGACUGGAGUUCUUGCGAGAAACAUAUCGCAUCAAGGAAAACGACUUCCUCUCCUUCGACGCCAUGCGGCACGCAGCACAGUGUCUGGGUCGCGUCAUCCGUGGAAAAGACGACUACGGCAUCAUGGUGCUCGCGGAUAGGCGGUUCGGCAAGAAGAUCACACAGCUGCCCAAGUGGAUCCAGAUGGGGCUCGACCUGAAGAACACCAAGCUCAGCGUGGACAUGGCUGUCAACAACGCAAAGGCGUUCCUGAAGCAGAUGUCGGUGCCAUACACGCGGGGUGAGGGCGACGGGCACUCGAGUUGGAGCCUGGAAGAUCUGGAGGCGCACCAGGCGAAGAAGAAGCAAGAGGCUAUCAGCGGGACGGAGAACCCGGCUACGCGGGCGUUGGAGGGCCGGGCGGAGAGGGUGGUUGAGGCCGAUGAUGAGUUUGGCGGUGCGGGCAUGGACGACGUUAUGGCCGGGCUGGUCGGGUAGAGGAUGUCCACGUCGUCGUCAGCGAGUGAGUAGGCUCUGUGGAGCGCGGUCGUGCUUUCAGCUGACAGUGGUAUUGCAAUGACUGGGCCUGAGGCUGAUAGCGAUGUUCCUACACCUAUGCAUUAAUGUUACUACUUAGACACGAGGCGUUUGGGUAGCAUCACAGCCGAGACUCGGAGUAUUUCUUGUUCAUACGCGUCUCGUGUAUUGUAGAGUGUAUGUAAAUUGAAUAUGAUCAACAACAUCCGCC